AUGAUACUUUCAUAUGAUCUGAGCAAACCAUUCACGCGCGACACGAAUGUGACGGGACUUUUACUGGACGGGACUUUGUCAAAAGCCCGAGGUGGCAAGGGCAAUGCCAACGGCGACGCACCUGUAUACUAUGAUGGCGCGAUUCUCGCCAACGAUGCAGAAUUCUUCCUCUAUGGCGGAGCAGUCUUUCAAGACAACGAGCUGUACGACCCGCCUCCGAGCUAUGAAACCCUCAAGUACGAGGCGUACCCUUACGGCCCCGAUAAGCCUCUGUGGAAGCCCGGCUUCAGCAGCAGGCGCCUGCCAGACGGCAUUACCAGAUAUGUUGCCUAUGGCGGCGCAGCCAGCGCGCCUUCCGAGAACAAAGCAUGGCACUUCUCAGGUCUGACGGCUCCCAGUCGUGGUCCCUUUUUCUGGAAUGCUGCAGCCUCUCCUGAUGUGAAAGCGUCUGUUCCCUCGGAUACCCUAAUCACUUUGGAUAUGGCCAGUCAACUGACAGAAAAGUGGACAAACUCUACUUUACCGAGCCAUAUACAAGGACGAGCGAAUCCAGAAGUUGUAUGGGUCCCUGUAGGGGAGCAAGGAAUUUUGGUCGUCCUCGGCGGUGCAGUAUAUCCCGAAUGGGCUGGCGAGGCGCAUGUUUCGCCCAAUGAAACCCUCAGUGAGAAAGAGAGCCCUGUAUUCAUGAGUACAGUUGACAUAUACGACGUUGCGAAUGAUACAUGGUAUCAGCAACCGACCAAAGGAGGCCCGGGUACCAGAACGCGGGGCUGUGCUGUCAUCGCCCCUGCCGCAGAUCGUUCGAGCUUCAAUAUCUACUACUAUGGCGGUUUCGAUGGUAUUCAUUCGUCAAAGGACUUUUAUGACGACGUCUGGGUUCUAUCGCUGCCAUCGUUCACCUGGACCAAGAUUGGUGAAGGAAAAGCAAGCCAUGCCCGUGCCGGACACAAAUGCUUCCUGCCAUACCCUGAUCAGAUGAUGGUCAUUGGUGGCUACACGCCACUCUCUGGCACCACUUUGACCUGUUUGGAGGACGGGCCAAUUGCUUUGCUCAACAUCACAAGCGGUGAAUGGAUGGAGCAAUAUGACCCUGCAAAGUACGGUGUAUAUGGUGUACACCAAAAGGUGCAAGCGACCAUUGGCGGGAACAGUGCCGGCCAUGCCACGGCAACAGCACCCGUGCCGUCUGGAUGGGCAACGCCAGCUCUCGGAAAACUGUUUGCGACAUCGUAUAACUUUGACAAGAUGAAGACCCAUUGGCCGUAUAAGCCAUCAAACACAGCCAGUACAGAGUCCCCCAAACAACCAAUUCCCACUGGUCAACAGCGCAAGGGCGUGCCCGCCUGGGUCGCUCCAAUAUUAGGCGUCGUGCUUGGUCUCGUGUUAAUGACAGGAAGUCUACUUGCAUUCUGCAUUUGGCGUCGUCGAAGGGCAUCUCACGAGGGAUCUGAAACGUCAUCUUCGCGCGAGGCCAUGCCGGAGCGACUCUACUACUGGGUUAAGGGCCACCCCCAGCGCCAACCAACUCUCACGUCGACACGCUCCUGCGAAGACUCGGGAGCAGACCGCUCUCCUACACUGAAACUCGUAUCCCCGAGUGAGACUUGUUCAUCUCCAACUACCACUGCAUGUCACGAGAUGGAAAAUACUCAGCUUGCCGAACUCGACGACACGUCGUCGCCAGUGGAACUUCACGAUACGGGCCUCAGUACUGCAGAUGUGAUGUGGCGGAACGCUGGUUUCACGCCCCUCUUGACCAGCUUUAGCUCGCGGGCCUCUCUCAGGUCGGCCGUGUGCGAAUCACCCGUGAUAAGUAGCAUCAGCGCCAGCGCCAGCGACGGUACGCCUUCGACGCCCCUUCAUCCUCUACGUUGGACCUCAAAGGUGUCCGCCUUUUCUUCUGUCAGCGCCGAGAGCGGCGAGGGAACGAAUUCGUGGUCGCCGAAUGGCGUCGUCAGUCCCAUCGGCCCGACUACAUCGCCUAUUGCAGAAAGUGUUGCAGAAAAGAUGAUGAGGAUGCCGACCAUGACGUUGCGGCGAGAGCGAGUCCACUGCAAAAUGUAA
Molecule: messenger RNA, 2064 nt
Organism: Beauveria bassiana ARSEF 2860
Lineage: Eukaryota; Fungi; Ascomycota; Sordariomycetes; Hypocreales; Cordycipitaceae
Product: kelch repeat protein
Exons: 3
Coding region: 1-2064 (687 amino acids)
Cellular component (GO): cell cortex of cell tip
Molecular function (GO): protein binding
Source: RefSeq, a predicted model, not a curated record